AAAAUUAAGCUUUGUUUUGUCUCAAAAUUUUACGCACAUUCUCCUGUUCCCCUCCGCAUUAUUUUCUCAAUCAGAAUGCACUCCCCUCGCCUCUACUAUUAUAUCCCCCUCCGCCGCCUCUCUCAGCGCCUCACCGACGCCAGGCUCUCCGUCAUCAACAGCGAGCUCCACCGCUUCCAAUCCCCGAGUCCAGUCACCGCCCCUUCUCCUCGACUAAACUCACCGCCCCGAAAUGAUCCAAAUCAUCACGAACAACAAGAACAAGGCCCAGCGAAAGGAAGAGGAGGAAUAGAAAUAGCUCAUCAAUGGCCAGAAUGGACGGAGCUCGUGGAGAUUCUCUUCAAGAAAGGGUAUCUGGAUCCCUCCGCUGCCGUAGCCGCUUCGAAGAGCCCUAACCUCCUUCGGUCUGCGUGUCUCAACUUCGCUAGAGAUCGAUUUGAUCUUAUCAGAUACUUCUCCCGUAAAGACAUUUACGUCAUGGCUGGAGCAGGAUGCCCUAGCUUAGAUAGGAAAGUUGUCAACUCAGGGAAACGUCUGAGAACUCAUGUCGGCAUUGACGAAGGAGAUGUUUGUAGCUCCUGUAGUUUAAGGGGCAGUUGCGAGAGGGCAUAUGUGAAAGCCCGAGAGGAUGAAUGUGGAAGAACCGUGGAUAUUAUGCGAUUUUUAUUGACAUAUGGGCUUGAUCUCACCAGUGGAUCAUUAAUCAAUCAGGCAUCCAUUACUAAAGUUGUAAAGGGAUCAGUUAGAAAACUGAUGAAUGAAAUGGUGGAGUUUAGUGAAAAGGAAUUUAGUUCCAGUACUUCGAAAGCAACAUCUGUACAAUCAAGUGGAUAUGAAAUCUCCAAAUCUCAGAAAAAUGUCCUUAUGAAGCGGGGUGAUUGGAUUUGUCCCAAAUGCAAUUUUAUGAAUUUUGCAAAGAAUAUCAAAUGCCUACGUUGCAGUGGUGUUUCUCAAGAGAAACUUGACAAGCUGAGGGAAGAACGGGAGCAUCUUCCUUUGAAAAAGGGUGACUGGAUUUGUGAGAAGUGUAAUUUCUUGAAUUUUGCAAAAAACACAAGAUGCUUGCAGUGUCAGGAGAAGCCUUCCAAUCGCCACCUCAAUCCCGGGGAAUGGGAAUGUGUUUCCUGCAAUUACAUCAAUUUCCAGAAAAAUAUGGUAUGCCUGAAAUGUGACUGGAAACGACCUAAAGCAUCAAAUAGCGAAGAAAUUAUUCCUAAGCAACAUCAAUACCUAAAGAGUUCUAGUAUGUCAUUUGUUAGAGACAGUAAAGACACCAGCAAUCCUUGUUCUUUCCCACAAAAGUACUCCUCAGAAGGUGAAGGCUCAAACUUUUGGAGUUGUGACGAGGACGAAACAGGCAAUGAUGAUGACAAGGAAGACAAUACUUGGAUCAGAUUUGCCAACAAUUUUCCUAUCUUGGGAGGCAAGAGUGUUGUUUCUAAAGACCCUUCAAAGAGAGAGAGGUGGAAAGGAGAGAUGUUGAAGAGUAGAGGGGCCUUAUCAAAGAAUUUGGAUGAAAAUGCUGACAAGAUCAGUUACAGCGUUAAUGGACAGGAGUUGGAUGAAUCUAGUGAUGAAGAUAAUAUGGCUGGAUGGUUCCGUAGAAAAAGUGGGAUUAGGAUGGAGAAGUGAAUCAUUAUUCUUGAGGCCUAGUUGGGAAUAUUGCUUAUGAGUUACUGUUUCAUUUAACAAAAUGAGCUAUCAAGGGACAUGAGUAGUGAACUUCAUUUGCUCUGAUUUGACUAUUCCCCAUGCUCGCAAAUUGGCAGAGAGAAUACACAAUGUGGAAGUGAUGACCAGAGGAUGGUGCAGAAGGGGUCAAUGCUGAGAUGUUCUUUCCCUUAAUGAGUGAGAAAUGCGAAUAAUGUUUAUUAGAUUUUCCUGAGUUGAGACAUGCUAAGCUGGAGUUUGUAAUGUGGAGUUUAGUCAACAAAUAAGCAAUCAGCUUUGGUUUGUUAACUUGAUUUUUCUGUGUAUAAUAUUACUGGUAGGAGGGUUGAAAGAUUUGUAUCACAAAUAGUAUUUAUUGACUAGCAUAUAAAUUUGCAAACAUUUAUAAUUCUGUGGUUCAGUGAUGAUUCUAAUGAAAAUAUAAAACCGGAUUGUUA
This is a messenger RNA of Asparagus officinalis (garden asparagus), 2108 nucleotides long. Its product is annotated as E3 SUMO-protein ligase RanBP2. The transcript has 7 exons. Bases 76 to 1632 code for a protein of 518 amino acids. The record is from RefSeq and is a predicted model, not a curated record. Gene Ontology annotation, cellular component: cytoplasm. Gene Ontology annotation, molecular function: mRNA binding. Lineage: Eukaryota; Viridiplantae; Streptophyta; Magnoliopsida; Asparagales; Asparagaceae.